Gregarina niphandrodes is the source of this 345-nucleotide messenger RNA. RefSeq lists its product as hypothetical. The record is from RefSeq and is a predicted model, not a curated record. Lineage: Eukaryota; Apicomplexa; Conoidasida; Eugregarinorida; Gregarinidae. The transcript has a single exon. The annotation marks the transcript as partial.
AUGACGCACGAACUGCGGCGGGUGGCGGCCGCAACCGGCACAGAAAACGCGGUAACCUUGGACACGGCCAUGGACCAGCAGCAAGUGCCUUGCCCAGGAAUACAUCUGACGAUGCGAAGCCGCACAAUCACAUCGAAACCUUUCUCGGACUGCCCCCUGCACCGCCGAUUGCACCCGUUCACGCCACUCCCGCGCAACCGACUUUUCGGCAGGAGAUUUGUCUCCGACCGGAGACCCGGAGACUUGGUCCUCAACGGCCUGAUCCUCAACGGUCUGAUCCUCAACGACUUGGUCAUCAACGACUUGGUCCUCAACGACUUGGUCCUCAACGACUUGGUCCUCAAC